Agrilus planipennis (emerald ash borer) is the source of this 567-nucleotide messenger RNA. RefSeq names its product caveolin-3-like. Gene Ontology annotation, biological process: caveola assembly. The coding region runs from base 103 to 567 and encodes 154 amino acids. The record is from RefSeq and is a predicted model, not a curated record. NCBI's taxonomy places the organism in Eukaryota, Metazoa, Arthropoda, Insecta, Coleoptera, Buprestidae. The transcript is spliced from 3 exons. Gene Ontology annotation, cellular component: caveola. Gene Ontology annotation, molecular function: molecular adaptor activity.
UCAACCCAUGCGAAUAAAUAGAAGAGAACAGGAAAAACUGUUUUUGUGUUUAUAUACCUAGUACUUAAUACGUCUAUAUGUAUCCCGCUUUACAUAUUUAAAAUGAUACACGCCAAAACGAACAAAAGAAUCCAGGAAAUGGCCCAAAAUGAAGACAGAGAUCCCAAUGAUCUUAAUCGACACCUCGAGGUCUCGUGGGAAGACGUAAUUGGAGAACCGGAGGGUGUCCACAGUCCGGAAUUUAUUUGGAAAAUAAGUAACCAAUGCUUCCGCAUAUCAAAGGGAUGCAGCUACAUCCUUUUAACGGCGAUUUUUGCCCCAUUGACAGCCUUCUGUUUCGGAUUUACAUUUGCCUGUUUGGCUUUUAAGCACAUCUGGUGCACCGCUCCCUGCCUCCGAGUUUGGAAGAUAACAUGUACAGCCACGAGAUCCUUCGUAACGCCGUGUAUGGAGGCAAUUACGGUUCCUUUCUGCGAAUCCAUCGGCACCUUCUGGUCCCAAAUAAAAAUCCGGAAACAGAAUCUUCUCCCGGAUAUCAGUCGAAAGGACGAAGUUAUACCUAUCUAA